This is a messenger RNA of Panicum virgatum (switchgrass), 1434 nucleotides long. RefSeq lists its product as uncharacterized. The coding region runs from base 1 to 1434 and encodes 477 amino acids. The record is from RefSeq and is a predicted model, not a curated record. The transcript has 3 exons. NCBI's taxonomy places the organism in Eukaryota, Viridiplantae, Streptophyta, Magnoliopsida, Poales, Poaceae. Gene Ontology annotation, molecular function: DNA binding; transposase activity. Gene Ontology annotation, biological process: DNA transposition.
AUGUGUUGCCAUGUGGUUGUAGCUAUCCUAGAUAAUACCAAAAUUUCAGAGAUUGUGCUAACUGAUGAGUUAGAGCCUUUGUGUGUGGUGCCACCUACUGAUGAGGUGCCUGCUAACCCAACUGGAGUGUCUGCAUCCAAAGUGGCAGAUUCAGAAGAGCCUGCAGCUAAGGAGGCAGAUGUUCUAUUCACUGACUUAUUUGAUAAUGAGGAGGAAUAUGUUGGUGCGGAUGAUGAGCACAUCUAUAUGCCUGUGCCACCAUCAACUGCAGCAGCAUCAGAGCCUGAAUCUCAUGCACAACAAACUGAAUCUCAUGAAAAUAUCCCUGCUGCUGAAGGAGGUGAAGGAGGGAAAAGAGGUGAAGGAGGGGGAGGAGGACCAGUUGAGGUAGAGGGUUCAUUAUUUCCUGAUAUUGUGACAUUCAGAAAAGCAGUUAGGCAUUAUGCAGUGAAGAGGGGUUUUGAGUUCACUGACCUGAAGACAGAUAAGACCAGGUUCAUUGCCAAGUGUGCCCAUACAAGAUGUCCAUGGAGAAUACAUGCUUCUAGAGUUAAUGGUACCAAGACAAUUGAGAUAAAAGUCCUUCCUGCUGAGCACAAUUGCCCUACUACCAAACUGAGGGAAAGCAAAAUGACUACACAAGGGUGGGUUGCUGACAGACUGUCUGACUGGGUGAAGAAGAAUCCUGGGAAGGGUGCAAAGGAUGCCAAAGAAAAAGUAGAGGGGGAUUAUGGCAUCAAGUUGAAGUAUUCAAAGGCUUGGUCUGGUUUGAAACUUGCACUAGAGCAAGUUCAUGGUAAAUAUGAAGAGAGUUUUCAGUUAUUGUUCAAUUGGAAAGCACAGAUGGAGGUCAGUUCACCUGGUAGUCUGAUUGAGAUUGAUUUAGAGAGAAAAAAUAAGAAAAUGCACUUCAAGAGGAUUUUUGUAGCAUUGAAGCCAUGUGUAGAUGGAUUCUUAGCAGGGUGUAGACCAUAUAUAGGUGUAGAUGCUACAAAACUGAAUGGUAAAUACACAGGUCAGUUGGCAUCAGCCACUGCUGUAGAUGGGCACAACUGGUUGUAUCACCUAGCAUAUGCUGUGUUUGAUUCAGAGACUGAGGAGAAUUGGACUUGGUUUAUGGAGCAAUUGCAGAGAGCUGUAGGGAUACCAGAGGGCCUAGCCAUUUGUACAGAUGCAUGUAAAGGUCUUGAGACAACAGUAGGUGCUGUUUUUCCAACUGCUGAGUACAGAGAGUGCAUGAGGCAUCUGUAUGGCAACUUCAUGAAGUCCUAUCAAGGAUAUGUGUUUACAGAGCACUUGUAUCCAGCUGCCAGAAGCUACACAGAGGGAUUAUUCAGGUGGCACAUGAAGAAAAUUUUUGAGGUUGCCCCAGAUGCUAUAGAUUUUCUGGAGGAGCAUCACAAUAAGUUAUGGUACAGAAGUGGAUUCUCAUAA